Messenger RNA from Clunio marinus, 348 nucleotides. NCBI's taxonomy places the organism in Eukaryota, Metazoa, Arthropoda, Insecta, Diptera, Chironomidae. The record is from the annotation of a GenBank genome assembly.
AUGAACUCAAUGGUUCUAGUUUGUUUGCUUCAUCAACAUUACAAGAAUUUACCGUCUUUAAACAAGUCAUGCAAGAAAAGCAAUUUCAUGAAAUUAAUCGUUUGCCAUGACAAAAAUGAAAAUCACUCUUUCCAUUUCCUGGAAAAAGAUUUUCCACAAACUUUUUCCUCGUCGUUUGCUCAUUCAUUAGCAUUUUAUGGACAUGCUGCUACAUCUAUUUACCAUUAUUUGAGCAAAGAAUGCAAAAUUGCUUCGCGAUGCUUCAUAAAUAUGCCUGAUUGUUCUAAGAAAGAAUUAAAUCUAAGAACAAGCAGAAGAGAUUCUAGAAGUGUCGAAGAACUUUCAUGA